This is a messenger RNA of Helianthus annuus (common sunflower), 2244 nucleotides long. Its product is annotated as zinc finger MYM-type protein 1-like. The record is from RefSeq and is a predicted model, not a curated record. Bases 1 to 2244 code for a protein of 747 amino acids. Gene Ontology annotation, molecular function: protein dimerization activity. The transcript has 2 exons. NCBI's taxonomy places the organism in Eukaryota, Viridiplantae, Streptophyta, Magnoliopsida, Asterales, Asteraceae.
AUGCCUCCCGUUCCUAAAUACAAACACCUAUCCGGCCAUCAAAAACGUAAGAGGAAGAAGCUAGAGGAAGAGAAAAGAAAGGCGGACGAAGUAAAACAAAACCGAAUACACAAGUUUUUUUCAAAAGAAACUCAAAGUUCUAGUUCUAACUUGGGUGAUGAUAAUGUGGGUGAAGACAAUGUUAAUGCUACCGUAGAUGAAGAAGCUAAUGUGGGCAAAGACAAUAUGAACGUAGAUGUAGACAACAUGAACGCAGGUGAAGAUAAUGUUAAUCCCGUUCCGGAUAUUGAUAUUUUUGAUCCUAGAAAUUGGGGUGGGCUUAGUAAUGACAUGAUUAAAGAGUUGGUUAUGAAAUGUCCAAAAAGAGAUAGGGAUGUUGUUAAGGGCCCCGUGGAUAAAUUUGGAAGACAUUUUUCUAAUACCAUGUACACCAGAAUUCUAUCAAAUAGGGAGACGUGCGAUAGAGAAUGGCUAGUGUAUUCGAAAAAACUUGACAAAGUCUAUUGUUUUUGUUGUAAAGUUUUUAGAACGGGGCAUCCGAAAGGUGGGUUGGAUGAUGAAGGUUAUAACGAUUGGAUACAUGUCAGUGGUAGACUUAAAAAACAUGAAGUUGGUUUAGAACAUUUCAAGAAUAUGAAUGAAUGGUUUGAAUUGCACCAACGGUUGAAAUGCAAUGAAACAAUUGACAAAUCGGCAUAUGAGCAAUUUAGAAAAGAAAAAGAUUAUUGGAAACAAGUCAUCUUAAGGAUUGUUGCACUUGUGAAGUUUCUUGCAAAAUAUGGCUUAGCGUUUCGUGGGUCAAAUGAGAAGUUGUUUCAAAAAGGCAAUGGAAACUUUUUGGGUUUGGUUGAGAUGUUGGAAGAGUUUGACCCGAUUAUGAAAGAACAUGUGCGCCGAGUUUUGAUUGAUGAGUGCCAUGUACACUUUCUUAGCCACAAUAUUCAAAACGAGUUGAUACAAUUAUUAGGGGAUAAAGUUAGAACCGAAAUCAUCAAGAAGGUUAAGCAAGCAAAGUAUUACUCCAUCAUCCUCGAUUGCACGCCUGAUACAAGUCACCAAGAGCAAAUGUCCAUAAUUGUGAGGUAUGUGAAUUUUAACUCUAGUUCCGUGACCAUUGAGGAAUCCUUUUUAGGUUUUUUGGUUGUUGAUGAUACCACGGGUUUAGGAAUUUUUGAAGUAACAUGUAAGGAAUUAGAGUCGCUAGAUCUUGAUAUUGGUGAUAUGCGUGGUCAAGGCUACGAUAAUGGGGAAAGUCGUAUAGAUAGUAUUAAGCCUAUAAGAACUCAACUUGGAGAUGUAAGAAAGGAUUUGCGAGAAGUUAGGGGGACGAAUAGAGAUGCUAAAAUCAUAAGUGAAGCUAAAUCAUUAGAAGAGUAUGAACUUGGUGAUUUUGAAUUUUUGGCACAAAUUGUCAUUUGGUUUGAAUUAUUAUCAAAGGUGAAUGUGGUGAGCAAACGGUUGCAAGCAAAAGAUGUUGUCCUUGAUGUUGCUAUUGAUGAAGUAGACAAAUUAAUUAAAUUCUUUAAGAAUUAUAGAGAAGUGGGGUUCUCUAAGGCACUUGAUGAAGCUAGAGAAAUUGCAAAUGAAAUAGGUGUAAAUGCGGAAUUUCGUCAAAAACGUGUGAUAUAUAGGAAAAAACAAUUUGAUGAAUCGUCAAGUGUAGAAGAAGUAACAUUUUCACCCGAGGAGGAUUUUAGAGUAAAUUAUUUUUUAAGUAUUGUUGAUCAAGCUAUUUUUUCACUUGAAACAAGAUUUGAACAAUACCAAAAAUUCGAAAAUAUAUUUGGGUUUUUGUUUCCUAAAAAGUUGAAGACUCUUGAUGAAGCCAAGCUUAAGGAGUGCUGUUAUCGCCUUGAAGAUGCAUUGAAGUAUGAAGGAGAAUCGGAUAUUGAUGCUAAAGAAUUGUAUACGGAGUUGAAGUUGAUUACUACAUUUUUACCGAGACACAUUGACAACCCUUUUGACGUUUUAGACUAUAUCUUCCAACGCAGUACUACUUAUCCUUAUGCUAUAAAUGCAUAUAAAGUGUUGUUGACAAUUCCGGUAACCGUUGCAUCAGCGGAAAGAAGUUUCUCAAAGUUGAAGUUGUUGAAGACCUAUUUACGUUCUACAAUGUCACAAGAAAGGCUAAACGGGUUGGCAACAAUAUCUAUUGAAAGUGAAAUAUUAGAUACUAUGGAUUACAAGGAGUUGAUCGAGAGCUUUGCUUCAAAAAACGCUAGGAGAACCACACUGUUUGCUUAG